Messenger RNA from Microbotryum saponariae, 711 nucleotides. NCBI's taxonomy places the organism in Eukaryota, Fungi, Basidiomycota, Microbotryomycetes, Microbotryales, Microbotryaceae. The record is from the annotation of a GenBank genome assembly.
AUGCCUCGCUCAUCUCGCUCUUCGGGAGGUCGACCUGCUGCUCGACCCGCUGCACCGGCUCCUUCGCACCAACAGAGCCGUGGCGCGCACACCCAGUAAGCUCCCAUGCCCCUCGUCACCACCUCCAUCUCCACAUGCGGAUGCUGACCAUUCCAGUCUUCUCCCUCAUAGAGCUGCACCACCGGCACGUACCACUCCCGCUGGUGUCCCCGCUCCCCAUGCCGGCCAGCCCCAACAACCGGGCAUGCUCGCUAACGUGAGUCAGCGCGCCCAUCUCGCACGGACUGCCUCCAAGCGUGCCCCCACCCGGACAGCUGACCUCUGAUCUCAUCAACUCCGAUCCGACAGAUCGCCUCGACCGCCGCUGGUGUCGGUAUGGGUUCCGUCAUCGGCCACGGUGUCAGCAACAUGCUCUUUGGCGGUCGAUCGUCCGAGGCCGCCCCCGUUGCGGAGCCGCAACAACAGUCGUACGACGAGAGGAGGAUGGGUGGAAGCUGUGACAUUCAGGCCAAAGGUGAGGAUCGGAUGAGAUGGGAUAGGUUGUGUGGGCAGUUCGCGCGGUGUGGCAAUUGCAGCUUAGCUGACACGACCGUCCUCUACCUGUCCCCAGACUUUACUCAAUGCCUCAACGCGACCGGAUCCGAUAUGAACGCGUGCCACUUUUACCUUGAGCAACUCAAGCAAUGCCAGCAAGCCGCUAGUCAAUACUAG